AUGAGUUUUAACGAUCGGUUCAACGAAGACGACGCCAUGGACCUAGUGGAAUCCACGAUGUUGAGCGAUGGGAGAACGAGAACGAAAAGCCGUAAAGUGUAUGCUGGUGACGAUGCAGUUGUAGCUUCUGCUCCCACUAUAAGAGAUACGCGUCAAAAUUCACAGCAUGAUCAAUUAGAUCACGGAGAAACCGAUGAUCUCGACUAUGGUGACGGUCCUGGUAGCGCUUUUAAUGAAGGCUUGACAGUGUUUCGUCUGAAUGACCAUGACAUCGAAAAACAUAAAAGGAGAUUGGAAGCUCUUGAUGAAAACUGGUCCGAGGUCUUUAAGGUGCUACCGAAAGACUAUGAACGGGAGAUCCUUUGCGUUUUCAUUACCGACGCCUCAACCCUGCUUAACCAUCACUUGUUUCCGUCAUCUCCCGCCUCGCCGAGGACAGCAUUUCAUCUCCCAUUGCUUGAUUUCUAUUCUGCGCUUUUGGCUGAAGGUCAUUUAGCAGCACAAGCCUUUGGAAAUGCUUGCUCUUAUGUGCACAAGUUUGAGAAUCCUGAUAGAAUUCGAAAGACUUUAGGAAAUGCACAUACAGCAUACAUGGAGCUGAAAGAAAAAGUGACGGAUGAAAUGGUUAACGAGUUCAGCAAUAUUACUCCAAUGGAGCGAGAUGCGUGUCCGGCUUGUCCCAAGGAAGGAAAACUGUUCGUCGCAGUCGAUGGCAACAUGCAAUUGCGACGACGCAAAGCACAUGCAAAUGACACAAAAAAAGCUGAAGUAGCGACGUUUUUCUCGGCUGAUAACUUGCAUGACGUUUACGAAAAGCAUGAAGUCACCAAUGCCGUCAAUAAGCGUUGCGAGAGUGAGCUCAAAGCUGUUACGUCCGUUUCUGCUGCUGUCGAGAAGUUCUAUGAAAGUGGAAUAGUAGGCUGUGUAUGCGGCAGACACAAUGUUCCACUUCAGUUUACGAAUAUCUUUGCUUCUGGUGAAAAGUACAAAUAUGCUCUAUCUGUGCUUGCUGUUGCCACUAAGGGAUACAAAGAUGUCAAUAUUUUGUAUGAUCUUGGUUGUCGCUUUGAACCAUCAUUUAAGAAAGCAUUUCCCAAUUUUGCUCAAGCUGGAUCACAGAUGGCCGUCUCCGUUUUUCAUGCAUACGCCCAUUCAAUGUCUUGCCAGGUCGAUUAUCAUCCACGAUUCAUAAGCGGCUUUGGACUGACAGAUGGAGAAGGACUUGAGCGUCUUUGGUCCUACCUUGGAGGAUUUGUCUCAAUGACUAGACAAAUGAGCGCCAAGAGACGUCUGUUCGUUUUACAGCAUGCGAUUGUACCGAUAGGUUACGCGCUUAAAAAACGGACGAAAAGGGCAAAGGCAAUCAUCGAACAAGCGUCUGCAUACUUGCGACACAGAGCUACCCUUGUAGCUUCCGGCGGUACGCCAUGCUGGUGGUGGAACGAGGACGGGAAGAUAGAUGAGCUCAGAUUCGAAGAAGAAUGGAAGACGUACAAAGAUACCGUCCAUAAAAAAUCGAAAGAUCGUACUAUAUUCACUGGUGUCAAACCUCUAUCAGUAAAAAUACAGUAUUAUGAAGAACUAGAACAUUUUUACGCGGUUGAAGCGGAGCGCGUUACUUUAUCGAGGGAGCUUCAAGAUCCAGAUAAAUGUGCCAAUAUGACUAUGGCGGAAGCAGACGAGAAAUUUAGAUUGCUUCGAAAGCUCUCAAGAAAGCUCGAGAUCGCUGAAGACAAUGUUACUAGAAUUGAAAGGGUGCUAAAGCCUGAACGAAGAUGGCAGAUAAAUAGCACAGAAUACGCAAGCGCAAAAGAAGCAAAAGCAAAGCGAGAAAAGGAAGAUAGCCUGUAUAAACUAAAAUCACAUAUAAUCUCGCGUAAGAUGAUGUAUGAUCAGCUGCGUAAUCGAGAGGGCAAAAUAGGCGAAAGAGUAAGCACGAAAGUUAGAAGCGCAAUCAAGAAACAAAGCACUGCAGCUGAAAAGCAAUUGAAGCUAUACAAUGCUGCUUGCCAUCUGUUGUUGGAGCCUGAAGUCCAGUGGGAGGAUGUCUGUCAUCUGGAGACACGAUUUUGGGAACAGCACCAUAUAGCAGAAAGCAACGACGUCGACGUUCUCAGAGAGAUUAUGAACAUUAAGCGCGCCGAGGAAGAGCUGAUAAUGAUCGAGGACGAAGAAAAGAAUCUGGAAGUAUACGCUGCAGCACGUUAUAGCGCCAUUCAAGAUGCCAUAGAGGCGACGCAUGACGAUGGGUGGCAAGCUAUUCUUGGUGAUCUUUUGGAACAAGCUGAACGUCUCCAAUGUAAUAUCAGAAGCAGCAAACCGCGUACUGUUGGUGAAAUUUCACAGAUCGACAACGACGAACAAUACGGUGACGAUGCGGACGAUGAAUAUGACGAAGACGUUUACUUUGUCCAUGCUGAGACAUAUGAGGAUAUUGAGAAGGAACAUGACGAGCUGAUGUACGAGUAUAUGCCGCCAGUAGAUUAUACUAUGCCUGACGAAGAUAUUUCUCUGCCAGAUGCAGUACUUUCAGAAGAAACACUAUAG
This is a messenger RNA of Zychaea mexicana, 2547 nucleotides long. RefSeq lists its product as uncharacterized. The record is from RefSeq and is a predicted model, not a curated record. The transcript has 13 exons. NCBI's taxonomy places the organism in Eukaryota, Fungi, Mucoromycota, Mucoromycetes, Mucorales, Lichtheimiaceae. Bases 1 to 2547 code for a protein of 848 amino acids.